This is a messenger RNA of Lathyrus oleraceus (garden pea), 4353 nucleotides long. RefSeq lists its product as uncharacterized. The transcript is spliced from 2 exons. Gene Ontology annotation, molecular function: nucleic acid binding. The record is from RefSeq and is a predicted model, not a curated record. Lineage: Eukaryota; Viridiplantae; Streptophyta; Magnoliopsida; Fabales; Fabaceae. The coding region runs from base 1 to 4353 and encodes 1450 amino acids.
AUGGCCGGAGAACAACAUAGCGAUCACAGCCGUCCCCUCGUCAACUACAACAGGGACGACGGCCCACCAUCCCAUGAAGCGGACGUUCGGGACGGUCAUCCAUCCACCCCGUCUCCAGAGCCCCAAAACAACGGAGAUGCCUCUCACGCCCACAAUUUAGGGGCAGAGACAUUUCAUCCCAUUCCCGUCCCCGUUGAAGGAGACGCCGUAAUGAUUGCCAUGGUGAAUGCCCUCAAUCAGGCCGGUUCUAUGCUCCACCAGCAGCACGAACGAAUCAUGGCCCUCGAAGCCGAACGACAAGAGGCCCGGCCCCAGCCGGUGAGUAGGAUACAACAACGUUCGGAGCCAACGAAGAAGCGAGGACGUCGCUCUCCCGAACCCCACGCCAGCAGGGCACGCGCCCAUCGUGACGGUGGUCGAGCGAGAACAUCACCAAGGCGCGGGCACAGCCCCGACAACAACGAACUGUCUCCCUUAAGGAGCGACGAGGAAGAUUUGCAUUGCCCCCUAUCUCGGGCAAUAAUGGAAGCCCCGCUCCCCAAAGGCAUGGAGAAACCGCCAAACCUAGCUGUGUACGACGGGACUACAGAUCCCGACGAUCACGUCGACAACGUCAACGCGAUGCUCGACUACCGCAAUGAUAUAACCGGGCACCUCAAAUGCCGACUGUUCUCAACGACCCUCAGGAAAGGGGCCAUGGCCUGGUACAAAAGCUUGGCCCCUGAGUCCAUUACGUCAUGGAGAGUCAUGAGGUCCAUGUUCACCCGGCACUUUACAGCUUCCCGUCGUCACCCCAAGACUGAGGCGACCCUUGAAGCCAUAGUGCAGAAGAAGAAUGAAACACUGCGCUCAUACAUCGAGCGAUUCAACCAGGAAGCUGUCGAGGUAGAUACCACCGAGCACAUGAAGAAGUAUCUCCUCGAGAGAGGUCUCUUACCCGGCAGUGAACUUAGCAGAACCGUAGGGAUCGAGCCUCCCCGCACCUUAAACGAGCUCCUGCAUAAAGCCCAGGCCUACAUCAGAUACGAGGAAAAGCAGGUGGCACACAAUGCCCGCAGCGGACGUAACGCUGGGGAGACCGAGCACUCAAAACGCGAGGACACGAGCAUUUCCCGUCGCAACGGAGACAAACGAAGAGAAGAAAGACCUCGCGAGGUCCGGGAAGGAAGAGGCCCCGCGGGCAGAUAUAGCGAGUACACCUUACUGACAGCUCCUCGAGAGCGUAUCCUCGCAGAAUGUAUCAACUCUGAAUUUAAGCAGGGCAGGGUCAGGUUCCCAAAACCGUCUGCGCCAAAGCCCCACACCGACAAAUCAAAGUACUGCCGGUUCCACAGAAGUCACGGGCACGUGACCGAAGACUGCGUCCACCUGAAAGAUGCGAUUGAAAUUUUAAUCCAAGAAGGGCACCUGAAGCAGUACACGAGGAAGAACGAAGCUCCCAGACACGACGAGCCAGAGAAGAAGAGACCCCGGGAAAACACACCCCCCGACAACUCUCCCUAUCAAGUGGCCCUCUGCGUGUCACGACCGGAAGAUUUCUUCCUCCCCGAACCAUUGCCCGAGGGCAAGAUCACUGCACUCAGCCCCUGGGAAGACUUCCCUACCACACUGGUGAUAUCAGGAGGAGGAACUAACGGGGAAUCCGCGGCCCUCUCCGUCAAACGUAAGUUCGACGAACUCCUACUGACUGCCCCUGAGCAGAAAGCGACAUUGACAAAAUACCGGGGAAAAUCCAACCCAAUAUCCUUCUUCCUGGAGGAACUCCCGGGCGGAUCCCCGAACUCGGCCAUCCCACUAUUGAUAAGAGCAAAGAUGGCCCGAUUCGACGUACGGCGCAUCCUGGUCGACGAAGGCAGCUCAGUGGAUAUCAUGUACGUCCACCUCUUCAAGACUCUGAAGCUAGACAAGACCAACUUAGCCCCCUACGUCGGAUCAGAUCUCCAAGGAUUCAACGGAGCAACAACCAGACCGUGGGGAUAUGUUGAGCUCCUCGUCACCUUCGGCGAACAAGAAACGGCCAGGGAAGUCAAAAUACAAUUCCUGGUCGUAGACUGUCCGUCUCUCUACAAUUGCAUCUUUGGACGCCCGACACUGGCCGAACUCACUGCGGUCCCAUCCACCGUCCACCUGAAGAUGAAAUACUACACCAAAUUGGGACGUGUGGUCACCAUCCAUGGUGACAUCGAAGCAGCCCGACGAUGCUACGACGCCGCAGUAAAAGGACAGGCCGUAGUCAGCACGAAGAGCAACUGCAACAACAAAAAACUCAAGACCGAGGAUCUUGCCCGAGGAGUCAACGCCAUCGACCUCGACUGUCGCAUCGGGCUGGACGAGACCGAAGAGGGGAGGUUCCCCAAGGAACGCUCUCUCGAACACCCGGUCCGACCAAUCCCCGACGGGGAGUUCGAACUCAUUCCUCUUGGGGACGAUCCGGAAAGGACGGUGAAGAUAGGUCAGGGACUACCCGAGGAAACAAGAGAAGAGCUAGUAGCAUGCCUCAAAGAGAACUCCGACCUCUUCGCGUGGAAUGCCGCAGAAAUGCCCGGGCUGGACCCCGAGAUCGCGUGUCAUAAGCUAGCUGUAGACCGGGCAGCCAAGCCCAUAGCACAGCGUAGACGCAAGCAAUCGCCCGAAAAGGCAGAGGCUGCCGAGCGAGCUGUAAAAGACCUCUUAGAGGCAAAUUUUAUUUCUGAAGCCCAGUACACAACCUGGCUCUCUAAUGUAGUCCUCGUUAAGAAAAAUAAUGGAAAAUGGCGUAUGUGUGUUGAUUAUACUGAUCUUAAUAGGGCUUGCCCGAAAGAUGCUUUCCCCCUCCCUAAUAUAGACUCGCUCGUUGACAACUCUGCAGGUUUUAAACUCUUGUCCUUCAUGGACGCAUAUAGUGGAUACAACCAGAUCCCUAUGUCGCCCGCAGACAAGAAACACACAGCGUUCAUGACCCCAACGGGCAAUUACUAUUACAACGUGAUGCCGUUCGGGCUCAAGAACGCUGGCGCUACAUACCAACGCAUGAUGAACAAAGUCUUCAAGGACGAAAUAGGGGACAUGCUCGAAGUAUACAUGGACGACAUGAUCGUCAAAUCACACGAGGAGAUAACCCAUGCUCGACACCUUACGAAGGUAUUCGAGCAGGCGAGACAGUGUAAAAUGAGGUUCAACCCCGAGAAAUGCACGUUCGGAGUCCGGGCAGGCAAGUUCCUCGGUUUCUAUCUCACCGAAAGAGGGAUCGAGGCCAACCCCGACAAAUGCCGGGCAUUCUCGGAGUUUCCGACCCCGAAAACCAAAAAAUCGAUCCAGUCACUCAAUGGAGUGCUCGCCUCACUCUCCCGUUUCAUCGCCAAGUCCGCCCAGCACGCAUUGCCAUUCUUCAGACUCCUUCGCAAAGAGGCUACCUUCGACUGGACCGAUGAAUGCGAGCAAGCGCUACUCCAUCUAAAGAAGGUUCUGUCCCAACCCCCGGUCUUAUCACGGCCAUCAGAAAAGGAAACCCUAUACUUAUACCUAUCCGUGGCGACCGAGGCCGUCAGCGCCGUCCUAAUAAGAGAAACCGACGAAGGACAAAAGCCCAUCUAUUUUACGAGUAAAGCACUCCAAGGUCCCGAGCUCCGAUAUCAGCAAAUCGAAAAGGUCGCCCUGGCCCUCAUCAACACAGCGAGGAGACUACGAUAUUACUUCCUCGCACACACGAUAAAGGUGAGGACCGACCAGCCAAUCAAACAGCUGCUCGGGCGCCCGGAUAUGGCCGGGAGGAUGCUCAAGUGGUCACUAGAACUCUCCGAAUUCGACAUACAAUACGAAAGUAGGAAAGCCUUGAAAGCUCAGGCGCUGGCCGACUUCGUCGCGGAGAUGACACUCGGCGAGGCAAAGAGGGCAUGGGUCGAGGAGCUACAUAGCGUCCUAUGGGCCUACCGCACGACACCACAUUCUACCACCGGGGAAACCCCGUUCCGACUAACUUACGGCACCGAGGCAGUCAUCCCGGUGGAGAUACGGACGCCAACGAGGAGGACAGAGGAGCCCCUAGACGAGGAAAUGAACGAUGAAACCCUUAGAGCCGAGCUCGACCUAGUCGAGGAGAUACGUUCCGAAGCAGCUCUCCGGGAAACAAUCCUCAAACAAAAGAUAGCACUACGCCAUGACGCGAAAGUCAUAAAAAGAGAGUUCCAGGUCGGCACCCUGGUCCUCAGAAGAAACCAGAAAAACCCGAGAGAGGGCAAACUGGCGGCCAACUGGGAAGGCCCUUACCGCGUCCGCGACAAAACGAGCAACGGGGCCUAUUACCUAGAAAACCUACAAGGAGAACAACUCGCUCGACCAUGGAACGCAGAAAAACUUAGACAAUAUUACAGCUAA